AUUGAACAAUUUGUCAGUACGGGUGUGAAAAGGGCAGCAUUUUCUCCCAUAACUCCAAAAUCAUCAUAUAGCAAUGCCAAUAAUAAUAGGUCUACUGACAGCCUUUCGCUUCCCACUUCAAGAUGAAGAAAGUUGAAAAAAAGAUUACCUUUUAGUGAUAUAACUAAUAAUGAAUUUUCUAUAGAAUCUGCAUAUGACCCCAUUGAAAAAAAGUUAUACAACUAGUACUAGUGAAGCUGAAGUAAAUCAUGAUCAGUCAUAUACCAGCUUUCAGAAGUCGAACAUUCAAACACAAAAAAGAAUUAUUUUAGAAAAUAGUGAUUUGGUAACUGAUAUAUCAAACAGGGUUACAAGUUUAUGUUCUGAGGGAUCUUCUUUGACUGAUCUUCGGGAGCAGAGCUUGACACUUACUUCAAGAACAGUAAUGUUUUCUUCAGUAUUACAUAAAUACAGGAAAGCUGAUGAUCUCCAUGAAAAUUCUGACCAUUUGAUUACAGCUAUUGUGAAAGAAAUGAUGACCAGAGUGCCUUUGUUACUAGAUUCUAUGCUAUGUGUGGCAGAACCAAACAACAAUAUUGUUCCAGCAUCCAUCAUACCAUCACUUGCAACAUGUUACUCGAUACUAUUAAAGCUGCGAUAUAACAACUUAUCAGUCUUCCACCGUAUGGUGUCAGCUAUAACAUUAAAAGGCGGUCUGAAUGAUAGAGGCCAGGCAAGGUUAAAUUAUCUGGGAAUGACCUUAUCAUGUGAAAGACGUCUUCAGUUUCAAGAAAGUAUUAGCCUGUCUUCGGAAAAUUUAAUAAUUGACAAAUUAAAGUUUAACCCUUUGAUAAAAAUUACAGGGGACAAUUUGGAUGUAUAUAUAAAAGCGUCUCAACUUUUCACUGACAAAAGAAAUAAAGACCUCCACAUGUUCGUUUCUAAUGUAAUUUUUUCUCGAAUUGCAAGUAUGGAUAUGAGUAUAGAGAGCCCAAAUGUAGAUGUUAAUAGUAUUCAAGCAGCUGAUAUUUAUCAACAGGAACAACUUCUUGAUGUAUAUGGUGUUUUAAAAGGACUGCAAGGGAAGACAACUCUGUUUGGGAGAUUGGUGCUGUACGACUAUUAUAUUAGACUGGACAACCUGCUCUAAAUGACGUCAGGCUGGUUCCGGGCAGCCAUCUUGCCAGGAGGAAUUCCUCCCGGCAGUGCGCAUCUCUUUCUGCGCACAUUACCAAUGUUUACAAACAAAAACAUGAUCGGACACUGAAGAUGUCAACACCAAUUAAAUGCAGCGGUAGUUUAUGUUUAGCGUGUGGAUUGGAUCCGAAACUAUGCAAUUUUUUCUCAAUAAUGGAAUAUAACGGAACAAUAAUUAAUAUUUUAGAAUUUGAGAAAUACGGCAAUAAAUCAAAUGAAAUAUGAGUGAUUUGCCAUAGCCGGUAGGCCUGCGAUUGUAACUGAUUAUAAGAGCUGAUUUUAAACUGUCGCUUUGUUUGGGUUUAAGAUAACAAUAAGAUGUCGCCCGAUCAACGUUUAAUUUGGCUAGAGCAAUCUUAGAAAUUAAAGAAAAGCUUAACAAAUCUUCUUCUAGCUUACUCAUUUUAACGCUGAACGCCAUCAUUAGGGAUACCCGUCUAUUUUUAGUAACACUACGUCAAAACAUGGCUGCCCACUACCUGUCUCUAUGAAAGUCAGAAAAGGAGUGACGUAGGAGCGAAUUUGACGUAUUAGAGCAGAUUAUCCAGUCUACUAUGAUAUCAGUUGGCCUUCGCAAUUCAUUGUGUACGGACGUAUUGUUGGUGUCCGGAAAAUAGCCAUGGCUCAAUGCACCUUUACUGGUGAGAAAUUAAUUAGGUUGCUCAACCUUGACGUGUUGGGGAGACUAAUUAAGCUUCUUGUGAUUUAUCAUAAUAAUUUCGGUGUUUACCGACAUUAUUACCGUGCCUUUGACUGUGAGUUGACGUUUGGCUUUGACUCUAUACAUUUACACACCUAUCUUGCCCUUUUUAGCCACGGUGUUUUGCAAUAUUAACAUAUAGAACAUUGAAAUAUAAUUGAUUAACCAGCUUUGCCUGUAGAACCUUAAGUGGUAUUACAACCAGUCAUUGGUGCUUCAAAACCUGGUGUUUUGAACCGACUCUGGUGCGUGCCUGAUGAUCUGGGUGCCUGGAACCGAAUCUGGUGUUUUGAACCUAAUCCGGUGCACAAGAUAUAAACCUGAUUACUAAUGUUACAUAAGAUAUUGCGAUUAUUAUUAGCAGCAAGGUUUCUAGUGGAAAUGCUGCAGGGAGUGUAAUAAUAUUGCUAGAAUUUUUGCUCUUGAAAUUAAUGGUGGCAGUAUAUUUCAUUAAUUAAUAUCUUUGGCAAGUUGGUAGAUUCUCAUAUGUAGAAUUGUACUAAAUCAACUUAGUCUGUAAUUGACAUAUUGUUAUAUAAAAAAGAGCUAUUUAGCCGAAACAGGUGUCAAUAAUUUACCACCAGAUAACACGUGAGUGGAAUUAUUCUAAUUGCAUCACUUGGCUUAAAGUAACCAAUCGUAUCGUUAAUUGCACAGGUUCAGGGCCAUGAACAGACUUCCUGUGCAUGGUAUACGUGAGUGCUAUAUAAGAUAUCUAUAGUAAACUUUUAGGUUAGACUUCCAUUAGAUUCCAGAGAGGGUCCAUCUGAGUUCUUAGACAGCCGCGAGGCUGGAUAGGGUUGAGAAAUGGUUUUAGCUAGUAUUGUUAUCUAUUAUGCUUGUAUCCAUAUGUAUUCG
Molecule: messenger RNA, 2734 nt
Organism: Patella vulgata (common limpet)
Lineage: Eukaryota; Metazoa; Mollusca; Gastropoda; Patellidae
Exons: 4
Coding region: 194-1129 (311 amino acids)
Source: RefSeq, a predicted model, not a curated record